UUUUGCAGCAGCAUGUCUGAGUAUGUGGCCUUCCAGCAUGGCAAGUCUCGUUUCAAUCAGAACACAUUUUUUGGUCGGUUCAGGCACUUCCUGGAUGUGAUUGACCCCAGCACACUCUUCGUGACAGAGAAGCGGCUGCAGGAGUCUGUGGAGCUGCUCGACCGCUUCAAACGAGGAACUCUGCCUCCAGGAGUGACAGAUGCUCAGCUAUGGCAAGCUCAAAAAAUAAAGCAGGCCAUCAUCCACCCUGACACGGGGGAGAAGAUCCUCAUGCCCUUUCGAAUGUCAGGUUUUAUCCCGUUUGGCACACCAGUGGUUGUUGGCCUCCUUCUACCAAAUCAAACAUUGGUGUCAACGAUCUUCUGGCAGUGGUUAAACCAGAGUCACAAUGCCUGUGUGAACUACAGCAACCGUAACGCCUCCAAGCCUGCUCCAGCUUCAAAAUUCUUCCAAGGAUACCUCGGAGCAGUGACCAGCGCAGUCUCCAUUGCUGUCGGGUUGAACGUGUUAAUCAAGAAAGCCAGUGGCUUCAGCCCCACUACCAGGCUUUUGGUGCAGAGGUUCAUCCCCUUCCCAGCAGUGGCGAGUGCAAACGUCUGCAACGUGGUGCUCAUGAGACACUCUGAGCUGUCGGAGGGCAUCAGCGUGCUCGACGACAACGGGAACGUGGUGGGAACGUCGAAAGUGGCUGCCAGGCAUGCACUGCAAGAAACAGCUCUGACCAGAGUGGUGUUACCCAUGCCGAUACUGAUGCUCCCUCCCAUCAUCAUGGCUGCGCUGGAAAAGCUUCCUCUCCUGCAGAGACGUCCCAGGCUCGUGCUGCCCGUCCACAGUCUGGUGUGCCUCGCCGCCUUCGGCCUGGCUCUGCCUCUCGCCAUCAGUCUCUUCCCACAGAUGUCCCAGAUCAGUGUGAAUGAGCUCGAGCCGGAGAUCGCCAUGGCAACAGAUUGUAAGAUUGUGACGUACAAUAAAGGCCUGUGAGUGAUCUCUGCAGCCCCGACACACGAAGACGGGACCCGCCGCUCAUCGUGGUUCAAACCACCAUGAAGCUGCCAGAGACUGAAUCAUGGUAAACUUGGCUGUGAACAGUUAGCAUACGUUUACAGAGAAGGGCGGAAUACGUGUUGUUUACGCCAAGAAAAAAUUGCUUGUUAAAUACGCAUGAUGACAUAUUGCAAUAUAGGAAAAAAAUCAUAUUGACACCUCCGAAAGUAUUAUCACUGUUAUAACAUGGACACUUAUCAAGAAGAUAAUACCAAUAACUGAGCCACAUUUCAAAAGAAAAAUGGUGUCAUUAAUUUCUGUUUCACAAUGAACAGGCAAUAAGCUUAAUAUGAACAAACAUGAAGUGGAUUAAGGGGAGACACUAUUGCAUUAAUGCAAUUCUUUUUUGACAUUACAUUACAUGUUUUCUUCUUUGUCUUAAAUAUGCAAAAAAUGCAUCUUCUUAUAAAAUAUGUGCAAAUUUUUAUACAGUUCCAGACCAAAAAUGUGAACAUUGGAUGAAGCCAGGUUCAAAAUUCCUGUUUCACGUUGUUCAUAGAUAAGAGUCAAAGGUUUUUACAGAGGGAAUUUGGGAUAUUUUUAUUUUUGAUAAAUCAGAGAAUUCUCUCAGCUUAAAAAAAAUCCAUUAUCGCAAUUAUUUUAAGAAUUAAAUUCUGUAUGAAUCAGUCUAUGAAUGAAAUAAGAACGAAAACCUUAUAGAUAGGAAUGAAACUGGAAAAGUUUGAGCCAGAAAUCUCCACCUCAGUAGCACUUACAUGCACCAGAAUAUGAAAAAAAAAGAUAUGGGUUAUAUGUAUCGUAAAAGUACAUGAAUUCACUACAUGGGAAUAUGGUAAAACCUUAUAUCUAGUAGAUAUCACUAUUGAACUUCCAGAGUUGAUUACUUUGAUUAAGACAAUUGUUUUUUUGUAUUACAAUCUUUCAGAAAUGUAUUUUUAAAUAUGCAAAUGAGCCAUUAUUUUAUGGUAACUUUUGGUGAAUUUAGGAAAAAUCUGCAGACGCAAAUAGACAAAGUAGUAAAAUAAACACCAACAUGUAUAUUUGGGAUAUUUUCUCUUCACUAGUCUCAAAGACAACAAAAUAGCCCAAACUCUCAAAAUUCAUCAGUGCAUAAAAGCUGAGGUGUCUUCCCUUAAACCGAGCAUGAUUGUAGUUGUGGUCUGAACUGUAAAUAAAUACUGUGAAUGAAAUCAGGAUAAAUGACUGAAAUGUAUUUUUGUAAAGCUUUUUUGUUCCCAACCUUCUCUUGCGAACCCUUUUAAUAUAAAGCAACAUCCAAACCAACAACCUAAUAUCAUAUGCUGCAUGUCUACAUGAGGCCUUGAAGGGUAAAGCUACAAUAUUACACAAGAAAGAAAAAUCUGAAAAAUAAACAUGAUUUUGUUCAUCAAA
This is a messenger RNA of Anoplopoma fimbria (sablefish), 2397 nucleotides long. RefSeq names its product sideroflexin 5a (gene sfxn5a). Bases 13 to 981 code for a protein of 322 amino acids. Gene Ontology annotation, biological process: citrate transport; monoatomic ion transport; mitochondrial transmembrane transport. The record is from RefSeq and is a predicted model, not a curated record. The transcript has 14 exons. Lineage: Eukaryota; Metazoa; Chordata; Actinopteri; Perciformes; Anoplopomatidae. Gene Ontology annotation, cellular component: mitochondrial inner membrane. Gene Ontology annotation, molecular function: citrate transmembrane transporter activity; monoatomic ion transmembrane transporter activity.